UCCUUUUUUCUUCAAAUUUGGAGGGAGUUUAUAUCCUUCAAUGCGUGUCGCGUGUUUUCUUCUCAAAAUGUAAGAAAAAGAAGCCAAAAUAAAGAGAGAAAAAUUCGCAAGUAAAAGGAGGAGAAUAAGAAGUCAAGGAAUUAGAUUAAGCUCCCUUUCUGCCGGGAAUCGAACGCCGUAGGAGGACGGGAGAGGUUGGUUUCGGUAGGCGGAUGGCGGAGAGCGGCGCGGGCGGAGGGGCAGGUGGAGGAGAGGGGAAGUCUGCUGCGGCUGGAGCAGGGAAGCCGCCGCGGCCCACCAUAACGCUUCCACCCCGCUCUGCACUGGAGAGCCUCUUCCAUGGCGGCGGCGGCAUCCCGGAGGUCAGCCCCGGCCCGUUGACGCUGGUGUCGAGCUUCUUCGCGGACGAUCCCGAGUCCGAGUGCCGCUCCUUCACUCAGCUGCUCGUCGGAGCUAUGAAUUCUCCGGCGUCGGCGGCGAGGAGGCCGGCGGGGAUCACCGAAGAGAAGGAGAAGGUGAUGGAGAGUGGCUCGGAAGACGGCGGGACGGAGAGAGGAAGCGGAGGUAGUGACGGAGGCGGCGGAAGUGGAUUGGUUCGGUUGGGGCAGAACCGGCCGGCGAGCCUGGCAGUGAGCCAGACGCAGGCGUUCGCGAUUCCUCCAGGAUUAAGCCCCGCGAGCUUGCUGGAUUCUCCCGGGUUCUUCUCGUCCGGCCUGGGUACCUUUGGAGUGUCUCAUCAAGAGGCUCUAGCUCAAGUCACAGCCCAGCCAUCCCAUUCUCAGUACUGCAUGCUGAGUCAGGCGGAAUACCCAUCCACAUUUGUGGCAACUUCAUCAUCACAACAUCCAAUCCAGGAGAUUUCUACUCUAAAGCCAAACAGUACUGCAUAUGAAUCUGCUGGAGUCCCUCAUUCUGAUCAAAUAUCUCAGCCUAUGGCCAUAACAGUUGAUAAACCUGCAGAUGAUGGCUAUAAUUGGCGAAAAUAUGGCCAGAAAAUGGUAAAAGGCAGUGAAUAUCCUCGGAGCUACUACAAAUGCAGUCAUUCAAAUUGUCCAGUCAAGAAAAAGGUAGAACAUUCUUUAGAUGGCCAAAUAACUGAGAUAAUUUAUAAGGGUCAGCAUAAUCAUACACGUCCUGUACUAAAUAAGCGAUCCAAGGAAGAUGGUAUUUUUCACAGUGGGUCAAAUGAGAUUACUGAAAGUGUCAACAAUCCUACUACAUCUGAAUCAGCUUCUCAUGGUCAUCUUGGGAAUCUCAGGAGAUCAAGUGGCAUGACUGUUGCUACUUCAUCUUCCAAAAGAGAUAGAGAAUCUGACUACAGUGCACCUCAACAAUUAUUUGGUUCAUGUGAUAGGGAAGAAGCAUCUGAAAUUCAGAAAGAUGGAAGGGAUGGUCACGAUGCUGAUGCCAAAAGAAUGAAUGUGUCAGUUUCUUCACAAACAACAUCAACAGAACCUAAGGUCGUUGUGCAGACAACAAGCGAGGUUGAUCUUUUGGAUGAUGGUUAUAGGUGGCGCAAGUAUGGGCAGAAAGUUGUGAAAGGAAAUCCCAAUCCAAGGAGCUAUUACAAAUGCACUUAUCACGGAUGCAAUGUCAGGAAGCAUAUUGAAAGAGCUGCAACAGACCCCAAAGCAGUCGUAACAACAUACGAGGGGAAACAUAAUCAUGAUGUGCCCUUUGCUAGGAACAGCAGUCAUAACAUGGCAGGAGCUGGUGCCGCUUCCAGCACUGUGCAAUCUAAUAACCAAGGCUUCUUUAGGACCACCAACUUCAGAAAUAACGAUCAGCGACCAGUUGCAGUUUUGCAGCUUAAAGAAGAACAUGAGAUCACUUAGUUUAUUGGAAUUUGCUUCAAGAUCUGAACCGAAGCUCAUGCGACAGUAUACUGUAUUAAGUGGAUUUACUGAUGGAUAAUACACCAACAAGCCAGCAGUAAUCUCAGACUUAUCAGAUGUGGAAGGGUCUUCACUUGGCGGGGCUGUUAAUUAGAAGGCCAUCCUCCUACAUUAUCUGGUAAUGUCCUUGGUGAUAUUAUUCAAUCUCUGUAUUCAUUUUAGCUCCCAAAAAGGUUUUUAAUAAAAUUUGUUUGCAUAUACAUCACCAUGAACAACAAAGUGUGUAUUGUUCUCUUCUGUGUGAAAUACAAGAGUACAUGAUUCAGUAAUGGCUUCCACACUCUGUAGCUAUUGUUUUGGCUAAUAAAGCAGACCAAUUAGACCUGUUUUAAUCA
This is a messenger RNA of Musa acuminata subsp. malaccensis (wild Malaysian banana), 2230 nucleotides long. Its product is annotated as probable WRKY transcription factor 4. NCBI's taxonomy places the organism in Eukaryota, Viridiplantae, Streptophyta, Magnoliopsida, Zingiberales, Musaceae. The record is from RefSeq and is a predicted model, not a curated record. Gene Ontology annotation, molecular function: sequence-specific DNA binding; DNA-binding transcription factor activity. Gene Ontology annotation, biological process: regulation of DNA-templated transcription.